UUUGAAUUUAUUUAUAUUAAACUAAGCCAUAAAGGUAAGGUCUCGCUUUGUAUAAAUAAGGAGAGCAAAGCAAAGCAAGGACAAAGUAAGCCAAAUCAAAAUCAUACGUGAGAAACAAGUUAUCGGAAUAAGAGAGAGCUCAUUUUGUUUUGUUUCCCAUGGAGGUGGUGAUGAUGAGAAAAGCUGAGGAGUUCAUUUUUGAAGCUCACGAAGAGAUUGGAAAGGAUGAGAAAUGGCUUCUGCAGCUGGGAAAUAGAACUCCCAUAGCGGAACGGGGUUUUACGAGAUCGCCUUCUCUCACAGAAAGAGAAUCAAGCAUUAGCAUGCAGGCGCAGAGGCUUGAAGCAACAAAAGCGGAGAUGGGUGAAGUGAGAGAAGAAAAUGAAAGGCUUAAGAUGCUCCUCGCCCGUAUCGUCGAGGACUACAAAUCACUUCAGUCGCAGUUCUCCAAUCUCAUCCAGCAGGAGCGAGGGAAAACCCCAGUCGCAAGCCCAACCGACAUAAACGAUUUCCACGAACCUGAACUCGUGUCGUUAAGACUCGGGCCGAGCUCGAGUACGCACGAGAGGGAGGAAAAGCUAAGCGCAAACAAGAAGCGCGGAGAGGAUCACGAUGGUGGAGGCCUUAGUCUUGCACUAGAGCGUAAAUUCGAAGGGUCUAGGAACGGAACAAACGAAGUGCCUACUUUGAACUUGAGCUCAGAAAACAGCUUUGAGGAUACUAAGGAACAAGAGGCUGGUGAGCCAUGGCCACCAAGCAAAAUACACAAGAAUAAUGUUAGGAACGACGACGAUGAAGUCUCGCAGCAGCUGCAGGUCAAGAAGGCGCGGGUUUCGGUUAGGGCCAGAUGCGACACCCCGACGAUGAAUGAUGGAUGCCAAUGGAGAAAGUAUGGGCAAAAGAUUUCCAAGGGAAACCCUUGCCCGCGGGCGUAUUACCGGUGCACGGUUGCACCGGCAUGCCCGGUUAGGAAGCAGGUGCAAAGGUGUGCCGAGGACAUGUCGAUACUGAUAACGACCUACGAGGGGACGCACAACCACCCACUCGCCGCCUCCGCCACGGCCAUGGCCUCAACCACCUCCGCCGCCGCCACCAUGCUCGUGCACGGCGCCGCCACCUCCUCCGCCGCGGCCUCCGCCGCGGCGGCGCUCCACGGCGUCUCGGGUUACCCUAGCCCCAGGCACUUCUACCUCCCGAACCCUACGAUCUCCUCCAACCCGAGCUACCCGACGAUCACCCUCGACCUCACCCAGCCCUUCGAUUCGGCUAGGGUGUCGUCUCCCCUGGGGCUCGCUCUCUCGGGCAAAGGGUCGAACGCCUUAGGGGCGUCGUGGGGAAACAACAGCGGGUACUCGAAUCAAGCGGCGUACAGCACAUUGUAUCAGAGCUCGUACCUGCACAGGGGCGCGGCGAACCCUAGCGCGGGGGCGGCGGCGACGGAGACGAUCGCGAGGGCGAUCACGGCGGACCCGAGCUUCCGAUCGGCGCUCGCGGCGGCGAUCACGUCGUACGUCGGAGGCGGAGAAGGCGGCGCCGCCGUGAGGUUGGGGGAGUACAUGGGCGCGGCGGGUGAGGGGGGCGCGGGGGCUCAAAAUGGGAGCUCGCUAGGAUUUCUACGGCAUUCACUAGGGUUUCCCAGCUCGAGGAGUGGGAAAUAAGGAGAAUUUCACUGCAGAACCCUGAUUUAGAUUCAAAUUAUUUACGAUUUUUAGUCUUAUACUUUUCCCGCUGUGAAAAUUUUGGAAAAUGUUUGAGAUUUGAAAAUUAAUGUAUAGAGAGUGUUAAGUUCGAAAGAUAUACUAAAAAGAGACGUGAAGAAGAUCCUACGUUCAUGGCGAGACAAGUAAACAUGGAAAACAAAAUGCAGGAGAAAUGGGUGAAUUGCACCGCUAGUCCUAAGAAACAGAUAAAUUUCAUUGUGGUCCGCAAACUUUU
Molecule: messenger RNA, 1935 nt
Organism: Ananas comosus (pineapple)
Lineage: Eukaryota; Viridiplantae; Streptophyta; Magnoliopsida; Poales; Bromeliaceae
Product: probable WRKY transcription factor 72
Exons: 5
Coding region: 159-1658 (499 amino acids)
Biological process (GO): regulation of DNA-templated transcription
Molecular function (GO): DNA-binding transcription factor activity; sequence-specific DNA binding
Source: RefSeq, a predicted model, not a curated record